AUGCCUAUAUUCCACGACCCGGAAAGAUCAAACGGCGCUCCGUCUCCAAGCAAAUCAACCGGCAGUGAAAGCGGCAAUAUUGAAAAUAUUUCCGGGUGUUCAGGUUCAGAAUGGAGAUACCAUCAGUUAGCUGAUAUUCAAAUGAGCGAGGCCUCGUCACCAGACCAGCAAAUCUAUGACCGCCACCAUUCCUCCCGGUUACAAGCUAAUGGCCUAGAAGUGCUCAUACAGAGUCUAAAGCAGCGGGAAUUUCCUGCUUGGGGGUCUCAUAAUAUAAACUUAGAGAGCAAGCCUGAGGAUUAUCGUGCUUACCAAAGUUCUCCCUCUCAACCAUGGACACUGGAACUGGAGAACAAUAGAGAAGAUUCACCCUCAAAACCCGCGCGGCAAGACAUAUUCGAUGAGAGGACUAGCUUGGCUCAACCUGGCGAAAUCGAACGUCCACGCUCCGCGCUACAUUCUGGAGAUUUUAGAGAAGGUGCUGCUCAAACAGAACCGCCGGAUUUUCCUAGAUAUGGGGGCUUAAACUCUACAACGCAGGACUCUCCAUCCUUUAAGCGCUUUGGUUCUUCACCCACUACGCCAUGGUUUAAUCCAGCUACUCCUUCAAGAUUCAUUUCCAGAGAUUCUGAGACAGUGACUGGGAAUUCCCAAAGUAUCUCAAGUGCCAGAUCUAGGGCACCUUCUCUUGGGUCAUUCUCCUCAAGCUAUGUUCUGAAGGCUCCCACUAGUCCAUUAGUGUAUCAAGCAAACAAUACCGAUUUAGACUUCUCACCAAAGCUUGAAUCCGUCGAUUUUACCACAAAUUCAAACAAGAACAGCCGUCGGCGUACAUUGCCACCAGAAACGUUUAUGCAACUUCGUAACUCGCCACCAAGCCAAUCACGAAACUUCAAUCUAAGCAGGUCGUUUGCGACAGUUCAAGGAGGGGAGGGCCUGCGACACCAGGCGUAUCAACCCCAUCGAUCACCGGCAUGUAGUCUUCAACCUGCAUCGUCACCGCAAACGCCUUUUCGGUUGCGGCGACCAUCUUUAUCGUCAGACUUGUCUCCUCGUAUUCAUGCUUCAAUGGUUGGCUCGUAUGAAGAGUCUAUCUUACGCGGAAGAAUGUCUACGACUCCGUCGAAGCCUUUGGACUUCACUGCAAAGAUUGGUGUUCUGGGCAAGGGCAAAUGUAAAGCUAAUUUGAGAUACCCACCUCACGUCACAGUACCCUUUCCAGCUGUCUUCUAUAGCUAUCCCACAUCAGGUGCUGGCCGCUCAAUCUCGGAUGACAGUCCUAGUCCAUACGUUGGAUUGAUUGAUCUUGAAAAUUCAUUGCCCCGAGGGGAUAGCUCGAGCGGGAGCAACCGGAAUCGCAACCCAAAGACGUCAGACUUGCCUGGAAAUAACCAUUCAAGCACUCUCAUACCAAGCUCUGACUUUAGCGAAUGCCACAAACACGAAAGGCGAUCUGGUCGUACCGAUGUCGUCAAGGCUCCUCCCGGGGGCGCCUAUCGCAUCCCUCAACGUGGUCAGCUGCAAAUUGUGAUCAAAAACCCGAACAAAACUGCCGUCAAGCUAUUCCUUGUUCCAUAUGAUCUCGACGGCAUGGAACCAGGCACCAAAACAUUCAUUCGGCAAAGAAGCUAUUCGGCGGGCCCGAUUAUUGACAUGCCUUUGACAGCACGGAAGAAUCUAGGCACUGAUCGUCCUGAAGCGUCUCUCAAUCCGACAAACGACCCUAAAGACAAACCCACCCUGAGAUAUCUCAUCCACUUGAAUAUAUGCUGCCCAGCUAAGGGUCGAUUUUAUCUCUAUUCUACGAUCCGUGUUGUCUUUGCCAAUCGAGUGCCUGACGGCAAGGAGAAGUUACGGAAUGAAAUCCAGUAUCCAGAGCCUCGAUACAGCCCCUACAAGCCUGUAAAAGACACAACAAACACAGCUGUUCAUUGCUCGGCAAGUGACAAGCAUUACAGGAGACGUAGUGCUGGGAUCGGGCUCAAUGGAAACCAGUUUUUGGAAGAUAAAGCUUUUCCUCAUUCAUCACCGCCUGUGUCCUCAAAAACGCAGGUGAACCCCGUAUCAUUCAAGCCGUCCAUUCCCAAACCCAAAGGAUCAUUACCAGCUGGAGAUUCUGUCGGCUCCAUAUUUUCGAGCAAUUUCUGGCAGACUGAAAAUUCUGCUUCAUCUCAGCAUCCAACCUCCGAAGACAUGUCAUUGGAUUCUUCGCCUUCCAGGCCAGCAGACUCCCAAUACUUGGGAGAAACAGAGAUGGACAAUGGCAAUGAUAGCGAACUUUAUAACAAGCUCCAGAAAGGAGACACCGGCUAUUGGACCGGCUACCCUUCCUCACCCGCAUUUUCCAGCCCUAGAGAGAGUUUGCUCGCACAGAAGCUUAAAGAGUGGAAUUGCAGCAGCGAACAGGCUGAUCAAUGA
Messenger RNA from Talaromyces atroroseus, 2418 nucleotides. RefSeq lists its product as hypothetical. The transcript has a single exon. Bases 1 to 2418 code for a protein of 805 amino acids. The record is from RefSeq and is a predicted model, not a curated record. Lineage: Eukaryota; Fungi; Ascomycota; Eurotiomycetes; Eurotiales; Trichocomaceae.